Messenger RNA from Myotis brandtii (Brandt's bat), 1325 nucleotides. RefSeq names its product Pim-3 proto-oncogene, serine/threonine kinase (gene PIM3). Gene Ontology annotation, molecular function: ATP binding; protein serine/threonine kinase activity. The record is from RefSeq and is a predicted model, not a curated record. Lineage: Eukaryota; Metazoa; Chordata; Mammalia; Chiroptera; Vespertilionidae. Gene Ontology annotation, cellular component: cytoplasm. The annotation marks the transcript as partial. Gene Ontology annotation, biological process: regulation of mitotic cell cycle; protein autophosphorylation; negative regulation of apoptotic process. The transcript has 3 exons.
GUGGUGCACCGCGACAUCAAGGACGAGAACCUGCUGGUGGACCUGCGCUCCGGGGAGCUCAAGCUCAUCGACUUCGGCUCGGGCGCGCUGCUCAAGGACACGGUCUACACGGACUUCGACGGCACCCGCGUGUACAGCCCUCCGGAGUGGAUCCGCUACCACCGCUACCACGGGCGCUCGGCCACCGUCUGGUCCCUGGGGGUGCUGCUCUACGACAUGGUGUGCGGGGACAUCCCCUUCGAGCAGGACGAGGAGAUCCUGCGGGGCCGCCUCUUCUUCCGCAGGAGGGUCUCCCCAGAGUGCCAGCAGCUCAUCCAGUGGUGCCUGUCCCUGCGGCCCUCGGAGCGGCCCUCGCUGGACCAGAUCUCCGCGCACCCCUGGAUGCUGAUGGCCGCAGCCAGCACCACCUCCAGCAGCGAGAGCUUGUGAGGAGGGACUGCGCCCGGCCUGUGGGGGCAAAGGGACCACCGCCCCGCCCCGCCCUGUAGGGCUUGUCCUCCUGGGCUGUCUGCUGGAGACAGCAGUGACCUCUGACCCCUGGUGACCUUGACCUUUGGCACUGGGCCGUUUCCUUUGCUUUGAGUGCCUUUUCGAACGCUGCUCUCCCGGGGCUGGUUUCUGAGCUGUCUGUCCAAAGACUCUGGUGGAGGCGGCCGUCUCCCUGCCCUGUGCUUCCGGGAGGGCCCGCCCCGCACCUCCCACCUCCCACCUGACCACCUGGGCCGGGAGCGCUCGUGUCCGUGGCUUCGUCUCACCGGGCACAGGGUCCUCGUGCCCACCUCCCGCCCCCGCCCCCUCGGUGUUCCUGCGGGCACGUCUGUGCACAAGCAAUGCAAUGUGCAGGCCUCUGCCGCCCACACGGCGCCCCCUGUCUGUGGCUGGCAAGCCUGCGAACGUCUAUUUAUGGUGACCCCGGGAGGGCUAUUUAUUGUUUAACUUAUUUGUUGGGGUCCUCCUCAGCCCCCCACUCUGCUGGGCCCCUGGGGCGCGGUGGCUGUGUGUGGACCCAGUCGGACCCACCUGCCUCUGUCGAGGAUGGGCUUGUACAGUGGCUAUUUAAGGGGAGGGGUGGCCGCCACUUGGGGCUCUGCACCCUGGGAGUGGGUUUUAAAUUAUUGACCUUGUACAGUCUGCUUGUUGGCUCUGGAAUCUGGGGGGUGGGGGGGGUGGGGAACGACACAGAGUCUCAAGCCUUUAAUUUAUUUUAGUAGCUGUUUCUGUGGUCCUGGUGCACCCGCAUCAGGACGGGGUUCUUUCAGUUUAAAAGCAAGAUGUCUGGAAAUCAUAUUUUUUAUACAAGCAUUUCAAUUAAAUUGUUUUGUAUA